CUAUCCUGUCUUCCGGAUCUUGCCUCCUCUCCCCCACCUUCCUCCUCUUCGUUCUCGAUGGCCAUGGAGAUGGAUAUAUAUGUAUAUAUAUACCACCGGGCUCCCUUGCCCAGAAAUAGCAGCCCCCCCGGUUCUCCCCUCACUCUGCAACAAACUCACACAAAUUCAUUGGUUCGAUACGUCCUAGAUACUACUAGUAAAUCACAUACAGAGAACACGGAGAUACUCCUACAUUAGCUAGAUCAAAGGAAGAUGGGUUCUUGGAAGCGCACAAUCACGUCGCCGUUCAGGAAGGCCCGGACGGCCAUCCUCAGCCCGCAGCAGCAGGGGCAACAGAGCGGCGGCGGCGGCGGAGACACGCCGCGGGCGAGGCGGCACAAGGGCUCAUCCGCCGCUGCCGUGGUUGAGGAGGAGAGCCCGGCGGCGACGGCGGCGCAGCUGUACGGGGACGUGAUGGCGUGCGCGUACGAGGACGUGCAGGUGAUGUGGUCCAUGCUCGACAACAAGUCAAGACUAGCCCUCCACGCCCACGCCCACGCCGCCGACGACUCCUCCUCCUGACCGUGGCGGGCCGCCGGCCGCCGUCCAAGUUCAUCCGUAGAGUACAUACGACCGCCAGACGGCGGCGCCAUUGCAGCUAGUUAAUUAGAGCUUUCCAUGGCAGUCUGAAGGCCAGAUGAUGCCGUGAUCGAAGCGCCUUUUCUUCGGUCGAUUGAUGCGCGAGUACUCUGAGUUACUGAAUCCCCGGCACAGGCAUGGCCCUUGAUUAAUUUAAGCUGGUUGAUCAAGGUGCUUGCGAGCUUGGAGAGAUUCAUCUUAAUCUUAAUCACUUUUGAGGCCCGUAUUUUUUGUGUUAUUUUCCUUUUUUCUUUUCUUCAGCUUUGCUUUUGGUGGGUGUCAUGUCUCUCCAUCGGAGAACGCGAUGUACUAUUCAAUUCAACCGCAUGAAUCAUCCGAACCACCAAUCAGUAUAUGCUAGUUUCUCUCUCAAUAUGUGGGACCAUUUUAUA
Brachypodium distachyon (stiff brome) is the source of this 1010-nucleotide messenger RNA. RefSeq lists its product as uncharacterized. Bases 253 to 561 code for a protein of 102 amino acids. The record is from RefSeq and is a predicted model, not a curated record. NCBI's taxonomy places the organism in Eukaryota, Viridiplantae, Streptophyta, Magnoliopsida, Poales, Poaceae. The transcript has a single exon.